UGUGAGAAACAAUGAGUUAAGUGGCGCCUUCCCUAUGUCAAUCAUAAAUUGUAAGAUAUUACAAGUACUAGAUAUCGGCCAUAACAAAUUUGCUGGGCAUAUUCCAUGGUCAGUUGGAAAUCUAUCAGCCCUUAAAGUGCUGAUGAUGAAUGAUAACUCUUUCAGAGGCAGCAUUCCUUCAGAAAUUGUCCAACUCAAGCAGCUCCAGAUCUUAGACCUUUCGUCUAACAAUAUAUCAGGUGUUAUUCCACACAGCCUUGGAUCUCUAAAAGCAAUGACUCUACCAAGAGAAGACGGCCAUAUAUUAUCUUCUCAGCUGAACCCAUUUCAAGUAAUUACAAAAGACAAUGGCGUUAAGUCAUAUUCUGGGAUUGGUCCUAUUGAGUCAAUUAUAUAUCAAGUUCCGUCUCAUGAUGAAUUGGACAUGACUGUAAAAGGCUUAGAUCUGAAGUAUGCGUAUAUUUUUUCCACUCUCACAGGUAUGGAUCUUUCCAAUAACCAAUUAAACGGAAAGAUUCCGUGGGAUUUUGGAAAGUUGAAGGGGUUAAGGUAUCUCAAUCUGUCAAUGAAUAAUCUCAGUGGAAUUAUUCCACCCAGUUUGGGGGAUAUGACUGAACUAGAGUCACUGGAUCUUUCAACAAAUAGGCUUUCUGGAAAGAUUCCUGAAGAAAUUGAACUGGCGACUUCAUUGGCGGUCUUAAAUUUGUCCAACAACAACCUCUCAGGCAGCAUACCUCAAGGACAACAGAUGACCACAUUUCCAAACACAUCAUAUUCUGGGAAUCCAUAUCUGGAAGGAUGCCCACUUCCAAAGAAAUGUUCUUGGCCAGAGUUUACUCACCAUCCUCCCCCAAAUGAUAUGGAAAACAGAAAUGCAGAUCAUAGAAAGCAUAUAGUAUGGUAUUAUAUUGGAGUAGGAUUGUCACAUGUAGCAGGUUAUUGCUGUGUAAUGUUCUUGCUUGCACUGAGAAAGGGAUGGAGACAGAAAUACUUCAAGUGGGUAGAUAAGAUUUUGAAGUUUCUGUUUCCUUGCAUACGCAACAGGAGAUUAUGAAGGUUCAAUUUGCCAACAAGAUGAAGCAGAAGUAUGCCCCAACGCUGGAUGCUUGAGGUUGCUUAUUCAAAUUCAUUAUAUUCUGUAUUCUCAAAGUCUAGUAUUAAGGUGCAAAAUCAUAAAUAACAAGAGCUGUGAGACAGCAUGAG
Molecule: messenger RNA, 1203 nt
Organism: Cryptomeria japonica (Japanese cedar)
Lineage: Eukaryota; Viridiplantae; Streptophyta; Pinopsida; Cupressales; Cupressaceae
Product: receptor-like protein EIX2
Exons: 1
Coding region: 35-1054 (339 amino acids)
Molecular function (GO): protein binding
Source: RefSeq, a predicted model, not a curated record